GGCUGCUUCUGCUUCUGUCGCUUUGGUCCAAAGCACCCAGCUAGAUCCUCUUUGUUGCUUCUAUCCGGUGAUUCGUUCCCGCGGUCACAAUGGCGAACCAAGAAGGCAGAAUCCGAAACAACAACAACAACAACAACGAAAACGAAAACGACGACCGCAAUGACAAUGAUAAUGACAGCGGCAACAACGACGACACCGACACCGAUGCGACCGAGACCAGGGAACUGGAAGAACGAACCAACCGCAGCGCAAGCGUUCUUCUGGACAGAUUGGUUUCGCACCUUUCGAGGCUCCCCGAGCACCGAGCCGGGCCAGCGACAGCGAACGCGGAAGACACCGCGGGACACGAAACGCGAGACGAGCCACACGACAACAGCAAUGCCCGUUCCGAUGCAAGUCCAAAUCCAGAUGAAAAUGCAGAUGCAGAUGAAAAUGCAGAUGAAGAUGGAAACGCAGACGCAGAUAUCCAUGCCCGUGCGAACACGAAGGGGAGCCAGGGCAACACAAAACCCMCACGGGACACUUGCGAGGAAUGCGAAGCGUCCUUUCUGGUGGAGCGCGGAAUGACUCUGCCGGUUGCGGCCGUUGCCUGGUUGUCCCGCCGGUUGGAAGAACUCGAUCGGAUGCAGCAACAGCAGCAACAACAACAACAGCAACGCGACGGAGACAAAGGGCCGGGAGCCGGGCAACACGGCCGCGGCCAAAGGGCAGGUGGCGAAUAUCCGGCACCGGUAGGCCCGGUUGCAGCGGGMGGGCCGUCCCCGGAGGCUGUCGGUCCCGCACCGUGGAACGGGCCGGCCGGGGAAGCUUCCCUGCGGUCCCGCCUGAACCUGGUGCGCGGGCUCUUGCCCCGCGUCGGGCUCGUUCGGUUGAACCGCCGGCCCUGGCCACCGCCGCUGUCGUCCUCCGAGCGGCGCAGGCAACGGCUCAAACAGUGGUGGAGAACCCAACGGCAGGGGCAGCCGCGGCGAGCACCGAGCCGCAGCAACAGCAACAGCAACGACGACGACGACCACCACCACCACAACAACAAUCAAAAUCAGAAUCACAAUCACAACGACGACGACGACGACACGCUCGACAACCCCGCUGGCACCGGAGGAUCUCCCAAGUACCGCGUCCGAUUGGACCGGGUGUUUCCGAACGCGAACGUCUUGCUCUUGGAAGGCGUUCCACCCUCCUGGAUAGACAUGAACACGAACGAAACCAGGACCACCGGCACCGGAGCCGGUGGGGGCAAGCCCACCUCGAUCCCCAAUGAUUCGGCGAGAGGCGCAAGGAAAUCCCCGCUGCGCGUCUUUGCCGUUCGCAAGGCCGCCAUUUACGACCCAAAGGAAUUCCUGGCUCCCGAUCUCUCGACAACAGGGAUAACCCACCUUACGCUCGAGGGCUGUUCCCUGGGAGAACUCACCAGGGGCUUUUCACAAGCUCUCGGAAGGCUGAAAAACCUCGAGUACCUGUCCCUCCGCCACAACGAAUUCCGCAAUGCCAGGAGCCUGCUGGGGGGGCUGCGGCCGCUGACCAGGCUGAAAUACCUCGACGCGAGCCACAACCGGCUGGAGGGGUGCUUUGGCCCCUUUGCCAACCUCUGCCUGGGGGGGCAGGUCCGGACGCUGUUGCUGAGCCACAACCUCCUGGCGACCUGCCGGAACAGCGGGCUGGAAAAGUGCUUCGGCCUGCUCGAGCUCUGGCUGGACGGGAACAACAUCGGGGACGUCCUGGAGGUCUCCGGGCUGGCGGGGCUGCCGGAACUCGGGUUCCUCGCCCUGCACCGGAACCCGUUCUCGACCAAACCGCCGUCGCCACCGGCCGGGCGGAGGUUGUCCUUGAUGUCGUCGGCGUCGUCGUCGGCGUCGCAAAAGACCGAUUCCGGCGAACAAACGACCGAUCCGUGCUAUGAUCCGGAGUGGAAGAUCCGGCUGUGGGCGUGGUUCAAGCAAGAACGCCGGGCCAGCACCCCGCUGGAGCUGCCGCUGCUGAACCAGCACAAGCGGUUCGCGGGCCGUGGUGCAAGCAGCGGUGCUCCCAUCGGCCGAAUGACGAGGGACGAGUGGAACCGCGUCCAGAAAGCCUCCUUCUCCCCGUUGGAGCCGCCGGCGAGGGCCGUGUCGGCCUCGUCGUCGGACGCCUCGGAUUCCGUGACUCUUUCGGAACCUCUGGCGCGAGCGGCAGCACCGGUGCUUUGGACCUCGCCCGCUUGCAACCCAAAGGCCACCAAAACGUCCAGGACCCGCAGGGCAAAGAUUCGUGAUGGUGGAACCACGGGGACCGGGCGCGGCAACGACACCCGUGGGAGCCAACGCGAGCGACUGCGAGGCCGGCGAAGAAGGACGACACCGAAAUCGAAACCACCACGGGGGCAGGCGAAAAACGMGCUCUCGGGUCCCUCCGGUGCCGUUCCCCCCGACAAAACCAAGCGUUCGGUUUCCAUCGGUUCUCCGGAGACGAAGAAGAACCACCAGCUCUCUUUUUCUCUAGAAGAUGUCCUUCUAUCCAUAGGACAACAAGACGAYUUCUUCGGAAAGGACAGGUCCUUAUUGGGUGCGAACGAGAUCGAAUUCCAAUCGUUGCAUCCAGAUGAUCUACACAUUCCGCAGAAAUACGGCUCGAACAAUCCAAACAAUCCGUUCCUCACAGARAACGACACAGUUCCAAAGGACGGAGAAAAGUCCAUAUAUGCURGCAAAGAGGAAGGCAACAACGACGAACCAUCGUCGAUUCCUGUUCCCAAAAAUCCGAACAAUCCGUUCGCAACCGAAGACGACAGCGCUCCCGAGGACGAAGGCAACAACGAUGAACCAUCGUCGAUUCCUGUUCCCGAAAAUCCAAACAAUCCGUUCGCAACAGAAGACGACGAAGUUCCCCAGGACGAAGAGACUUCUUUGGAUGCCUGUAAGGCCGUUAACAACAAUGGCGAAUCAUUGUCGAUUCCUGUUCCAAUAGAAGACGGAGAGAAACCAGAGGGUUCCAACUCAAGCCUCUGCUCAACAACAUUUCCACCAAAAAAUGCCGAAGAUAGAAGCACAAAAAGUAGCGAACACGAACACGAAAAUUGUGACACAGAAGGAAGCAAUGAUUGCAAAUCGACCACGACGGACGAAGCCUCGAACACAAAAAGUGGCAUCUCGAGCAGGCGCUCUUCCCCGAGGAGAUCGCCCAGACGGGCAGCUACGGCACCUACCUUACUAGAAACCGCUAGUGAAGACCGCAUCUUUGUMAAGCCGAGGGUUGCAACCGUGAAAUUGCAGCGAAUGGGGAAGCACAAGCCAUUCGACGCGCUGAUCACGGAUUGGGAAGAAUUGGUGACACAGGCAUCGGAAGGCCGCAUACCCGAUGGAUUGUUGAAGGCACCCCUUUUGACCACCCGAGAACCCUCGGACGAAUUUGGAAUGCCUUCCGAUGGCCAUAUUUUUACGGACAAGGAAACCGAUUUGCUGGAAAGCAAGAGCGUGGAGACCAUUGUCACCAAAGCAAAAAAUGCUACCAAUCCAGCGACUGCUUCGGCAUCCACUAGCGGAGAUGGAUCGUUGUCGCUGUUGGAUAAUAGGGUUGCGAAUUCUUUGCCCGAACACGUAUGGAAAGACGACGGGUCUGUGCUCAGCAGCCUGGGAGCCAGCCGGGACGGCGUUGUUGCUAGGGAAAAACCCAAUAAAUUCCAGCUCGCCGAAGAAAAUUGCUCCUACGACGGCCCCGAUUCCUCCCGCGGGAUGAAAGUGUUCGAGAACCUCGAGCUUUAUUUCGAAUCCUUUGUUUUCCCCAAGUCUGCCCCGGAUCUUCCAAUCGACGUUCUCGAAGAAAUGGAAGAGGACGAGGACGACUGGCAACUCGUAACGAUGUGCCAUCCCCGCAUCCAGCUCUGGCCGGACGAUCGACGCCUGCUGGAGAAGACGCCCAUGGCCGCGCUGAUGGAAAACGCACGGAUAGCAGCAAACCGGGAGCGGUUUUGCCGUGUCUGGGAAGAAGAGGUCGUCCCGUGCGGCAGACCGGCGCUGCGACGCCUCCCCCCCAACCGGAGAAUCCGCCUCGGCUUUCACGGGGACCGGCUGUUCGAGGACGCAAACGUCGUCGACGCCUAUUCGGAGUGCCGCAGGGUGUUGCUGUGCCUGUCGUCCAAGGCGCUGUACGUGAUGCCCGACAGGGACGAGGUCACCGCGAACCACCAGCAGCUGGCGAACAAGAAGGGGAGGUUCCCGCUCCCGCUCGACCGGAGGGAUCGAUUCCGUGACGCACCCUGGCCACACGCCGUGGCGCGGCACUCGUUCGGAGACCUCGAGGCAAUCUGCAUCGGUUUCGAGUUCCAGAGGCUCACCCUCCGGUUUCGGAAUCCGGGGCUUCCCGGGUCGGACCCCUUUGUGUACGUCCUUUUGUCCGGGGAGAAGCGAGCGACGGUUCGGAUCCUGAGCGAGAUCCAAAAACUCGCCAAGGACUGGAGCGAGAACCGUUCGAUGGCGAUCGGCAGGUCACCKGCGACCAACUUGGAGCGGCCGUCGGUGUCCAUCGAGAACGACGCGGACGUUGUCAUGGACGGCCUCGGCGGCGUCCUGGAAAAGGGCCGGGCGAUCGGGACGAUCCUGCACUUCCAGAUCCUCCGGCAGCAGUGGAAGCACGGAGACCGCGGGACGGUCCGGCGUGUGCUGGUCAUCACCGAAACGAUGCUGUUGCUCCUGGACGAGGACUACGUUUCGGACGGCCACGACCUCUCCGAGGUGUCGCCUUCUUCUUCUUCCGCCUCUGCCGGAGAAAGGAGGACGAGUGCGACGGCCGACGCCGGCUACCGCCUCGUGGACGACGCGGGGCUCUCGCUCGUGUCGGAGGUCCUGGCCGCGGGUUCCGAUCCGCGGGCCAUCACCAUCGUGAUCAAGCCGCCGAGCAAGCUGUCCCGGACCCGCCGCUGGAGGCUGGUCUGCCGGGACCGGGAGGGCGCCGAGAAGCUCGUGGAGGACGCCCGGAAGGCCCUCGAGCGGUUCGAGGCGUAGCGCGGAGAGCGUUCGAGUGCAAUGCCCACGACUUGCCGAGCCGACCGGGCAGCAUUCUCUGCGCACGAGAUCCAAYUGUGCUUUGCUCGAUACUAGCACGUGC
Molecule: messenger RNA, 5079 nt
Organism: Pseudo-nitzschia multistriata
Lineage: Eukaryota; Bacillariophyta; Bacillariophyceae; Bacillariales; Bacillariaceae
Source: the annotation of a GenBank genome assembly